Molecule: messenger RNA, 639 nt
Organism: Chara braunii
Lineage: Eukaryota; Viridiplantae; Streptophyta; Charophyceae; Charales; Characeae
Source: the annotation of a GenBank genome assembly
GGGACAGUGGAAGCCCGAGGGUGGGUCUACUUGUUGCAAGAUGGGGAGAAAGCUAUGAUCAUAGAGUUGGCACUCGAGAAUACACCGGGCGAGUUGUUUAGGAAGGCAGAAGCAGAGGUUGUGUGGGCUGCAUGUCAACGGAGGGAAAUGGAAAUGGAAAAGAUAGACGUACGGGUGAAACUUGGGGAUAGAGAAAGCAUGAAGCGACCCGUAAGAACCAUGCGAUGCGUGUUGCCCUCCUCCCUAGUGGAUGCGGUUUUCGGAACUCGGAGCAGGCUAGUGCGAAUAUGCCAGUCUAUGACGAACCUCGGGCUAUACCAAUGCGCUAGGCAAGAUUUUUUCCGGUUAUCAGUAGAGAUGGGGCCGUUCGAGGGGAACUGGGCGGAGGAGCUGGCCGAGAUACUAAACUACCUUAGCAUAGACAAUAUCUUUGUCCCUAGCGUUGUGCAUUGGGGGAUAGCCUACAGGAAUGUGGCAAUAGGGGAGACGUUUCUAGAUGGGGUAUGGGAGUUGGUAUACGACGAGGAGGACGACUUCAGUGAUGAAGACGAAGAUGAAGAGAUAGAGGACUGGGACUUCUGAGAGGGGUGGGGUAACUUAACUUAGGAAGGACGGUGGUCUGGUAUUGUGCAGUAAAGG